CGCCGCUACCAGCGCAUUAUUCGUUUCUGGGCUCUCGUGACGCGUCACACAGAUCGUGCAUCACUCUUCGCCGCAGUACGUUGCCGUCGUUAUCGAUAACGCCACACGUAAUAUUACAUAUAUAUCGAAUUCAAGCGGACGUCCGUAAGGUACAUCACCGCCGCAGCAAACAUGAGGGAAAUCGUACAUAUUCAGGCUGGCCAGUGCGGAAACCAAAUUGGCGCAAAGUUUUGGGAAAUCAUCAGCGACGAGCAUGGCAUUGACCCGACCGGCACCUACCAUGGUGACUCUGAUCUUCAAUUAGAGAGAAUCAACGUUUAUUACAAUGAGGCAUCGGGUGGUAAAUACGUACCCAGGGCCAUCCUCGUCGAUCUUGAGCCAGGCACUAUGGAUUCCGUACGAUCCGGACCUUUCGGACAAAUCUUCAGACCUGACAACUUCGUUUUCGGUCAGUCCGGUGCUGGAAACAACUGGGCGAAGGGUCAUUACACCGAGGGUGCGGAACUCGUCGAUUCCGUUUUGGACGUAGUCAGAAAGGAGGCUGAAAGCUGCGAUUGCCUUCAAGGAUUUCAGCUUACCCAUUCGCUCGGUGGUGGCACGGGAUCUGGUAUGGGCACUCUGCUCAUUUCCAAGAUCCGUGAAGAAUAUCCAGACAGAAUUAUGAACACAUAUUCGGUCGUACCAUCGCCUAAGGUAUCGGACACCGUCGUUGAACCCUACAAUGCCACUCUUUCGGUUCAUCAACUGGUUGAGAAUACCGACGAGACUUACUGUAUCGAUAACGAAGCCCUUUAUGACAUUUGCUUCCGUACCUUGAAACUCUCGACACCUACCUACGGCGACUUGAACCAUCUCGUCUCCCUCACGAUGUCUGGUGUCACCACCUGCCUUAGGUUCCCAGGUCAACUGAAUGCUGAUCUGAGGAAAUUGGCUGUGAACAUGGUACCCUUCCCACGUCUACAUUUCUUCAUGCCAGGUUUCGCACCUUUAACGUCCAGAGGAAGCCAACAGUACAGAGCUCUCUCUGUACCUGAACUCACCCAACAGAUGUUCGACGCAAAGAACAUGAUGGCCGCUUGCGAUCCGCGACACGGAAGGUAUCUCACCGUCGCCGCCAUCUUCCGUGGUAGGAUGUCGAUGAAGGAAGUCGACGAACAAAUGCUCAACAUCCAGAACAAGAACAGCUCGUACUUCGUCGAAUGGAUUCCAAACAACGUAAAGACCGCCGUUUGCGACAUCCCACCUCGUGGUCUCAAGAUGUCUGCCACCUUCAUCGGCAACUCUACUGCCAUUCAGGAAUUGUUCAAGCGUAUCUCCGAACAGUUCACAGCUAUGUUCAGGAGAAAGGCUUUCCUUCACUGGUACACUGGCGAAGGUAUGGACGAGAUGGAAUUCACCGAAGCCGAGUCGAAUAUGAACGAUCUUGUUUCGGAAUAUCAACAAUACCAAGAAGCCACCGCCGACGAAGAUGCAGAAUUCGACGAAGAGCAGGAAGCUGAAGUCGACGAGAAUUAGAUACGAGAGACCUAAUUGUCAUCGUACACUCCCCACUCUUAUUCUCUUUCUCCAAUCUAUUACCUCAUCUUCCUCAUCCUCAUCCUGUUCCCUGUACAA
Molecule: messenger RNA, 1614 nt
Organism: Vespula pensylvanica (western yellowjacket)
Lineage: Eukaryota; Metazoa; Arthropoda; Insecta; Hymenoptera; Vespidae
Product: tubulin beta-1 chain
Exons: 2
Coding region: 172-1515 (447 amino acids)
Biological process (GO): microtubule cytoskeleton organization; mitotic cell cycle
Cellular component (GO): cytoplasm; microtubule
Molecular function (GO): GTP binding; structural constituent of cytoskeleton; GTPase activity
Source: RefSeq, a predicted model, not a curated record